Molecule: messenger RNA, 15924 nt
Organism: Pseudomyrmex gracilis
Lineage: Eukaryota; Metazoa; Arthropoda; Insecta; Hymenoptera; Formicidae
Gene: hiw
Product: E3 ubiquitin-protein ligase MYCBP2
Exons: 41
Coding region: 310-14316 (4668 amino acids)
Cellular component (GO): nucleus
Source: RefSeq, a predicted model, not a curated record
GUAAACGCGCUGAUUUAGCGUCUACGGGAGAUUGUCAUCCGUCGUUGCCGCGACAACAUUAUUUAUUUACAAAGUUCGCGCGGUCUCAAUGAGAUCGCGCUUUAUCACUCGCGAUAAUUCACUUCGAUUAUCGAAGUCGCGUCAAAUACUCGCGGUUGGUCUGGCUCUGUUCAAGCGAACUACGCGGCGAAACGAACUUCUGUAUGCGUAAUGUUAUCACAUGGAGAUAGACAGCACAGCAAAUGUCAACGAUCGAUAGUGUCACGAAAAUGACUUGGUGAAUCAUAUGUCGACAACUUAGCGCGAAUCAUGGUGUCCGGGGACAAUGAAAGGCUGCUGCCUGAGCCUGACAAUUAUGCCAAGUGUUUUUACGAUCUCUUCAAGAACGUCGCCGAGGCGCAAAGAAAUAAGGGAGAUUGGAGAAAAUGUAAAAAGAACAAAACUAAUCGUAAACGAGAAAAAAAAAAGAUUGAUUUAAGCGGAGAAAUAAGUUAUAAUAAUCCGCCAGAAAUAGAAACAUCUUGUAAUGCCUCAGCGUUUGCGGUUUUUGCUAGUGUAAGAAAUGCCAUUUUAGAGAAACAUGCAAAAGUGUCAACUGAAGUUUAUAGAGCGUCAAAUUGUAAUUCCCCUCCACCAGAUCUGUGGAACAGUGACACUACAGAUUCAGAAACUGAUGACGAAGAUAGAAUAUCAUCAAUACAAAAUUUACCAAAGAUUGUAGGUAUUGGUUUAAGAAGUGUGUUUGCCUUGAUGCGAGAAAGCAGAACAAUUGACUCAGCCUUAUGUACAAAGGCAUUGUCGGCUUUAUUGGAUGUUUUACAAGGACAACUACCAGAAGGCCUCAAAUCUGAACCAGAUGAUGUCAUUGAUCCAUUAUUUGAUUUGUUACUUGACUUUGCAACUUCUCAUGGUCCUGAGUCAGCUGCUGCCAAUGACGGAAGUCACUUGACAGCUGUUGCUUGCGCCUGUUUAUUGAGCCUUGUUGUAGUCAGAGGUGAUACUGGAAGGUUGUUGGCUGCUAUAGCAGCUUUGCUUAUGUCACCAAGAGCAUUAGCAGUACAAAAUAUUCAGAUGCCAUGUGUGUUAACGUCUCUACAGAGAAGUGUUCACGCGGUUUUAUUAGGUAAACUCGUGAGACCAGAUUGGAUUACAUACGGAGUUCCUAAGUGUUCCAAGAUAUAUACCUCUAUACUUAAGUUACCAAAUGAAAUGAAUAAUAUGGUAGUGAAUGAACGUAGUUUCGUAAGCGAUGGAAAAUAUUUAUAUCUACAUACAUCUCGUGGUUUAUUAAAAAUCGGAAGUGGCCAUGGUGGCACAAUAUGGGGACAUAUAUACGUACAUAAAACAGAUUUUUACCCAACAGAAGUUGGAUGGCUCGGUUAUGCUAAUAACUCGUUAUAUUUUAAAUGCGCACCUAGAAAACAAAGUGAACUAUUAAUUAUUGACGCGGAUACGCUUAUAGUAACAGGAAUUGCUGUACUGGAAGGAAAAGAUUGGUCGUCUUCUGUUAUGUUUUCUGACGGUGAAAAUUUAGGAAUGAUAACAGCAGGCAAAGACGAUGGCUUUGUAGUGCGUACAAUAAAUACACUAAGUAAUCUUGUCACAGUCUCUUCUGAACUGCCUCUGAAAUUAGCAAGGAAAUGUGUAGAUAUAUUCGGAUAUGCGUCAUUUGAUGAAGAACAAGCAAUACAUACUUUAAAUCCUGGAUGUGAUGAUGAAAUCGCAAUGGUCACGGCAGGAAAGGAAUUUGGUUUACUUAAAACUGUAUCUGGAAAGUUAUUAUAUAGUGGAAAAGGAAUUUGUCUAGGUAUGAAGAGUAAUACGAGGCCUAAUAGGUGGUUAGAACUUACUUUCGGUAAAGGUCCAAGAGUUGCUCAUUUCGCAGCAGGUCACGACGGUCAACAUGUUGUUAUGGUCAUGGAAGAUGGUUCUGUGCUAUUUGCUGGUACUGCUAGACGUGGAGAAGAUGGAGACAGUAAUAAAGCUCGUAGGCAACCAAAGCCGGUGAAACCAAAGAAAAUGACAAAAGUCGAAGGUCAGUUUGUUAUAGACGCCGCUUGCAACAACGGAUCUACCGCUUUAGUGACAAAAGAUGGCUCUCUAUUAAUGUUCGGCAAAGAUACAUUGCACAGUGAUCCGGUAACAGGAUUAGUUACUGAUUUAAGGGAUGUGUCUGUAAUUCGUGUAUCGUUAGGAAAGGCACAUGCCGCGGUGUUAACUAAUAAAGGACAUUUGUAUACCUUUGGUAUAAAUAAUAAGGGACAGUGCGGUCGUGAUUCCGCAACAGUGCAUACGAUGAAUAAGGAAAUGUCGGUGGUUGCGAUGGAAAUGGGUACGGGUGAGGACGAAUUGAUAGUAGCGGAAGAAGAGAGUGCGGAUCCCGCGGAAGAUUGGGAAGAGACGAGAGGAAUGUGUCCACCAGGUCAGCAUCAAUGGAGACAUCGCGUUUGCAUGGUUUGCACGAUAUGCCGGGAGUGUACCGGUUAUAGUAUUUCAUGUCUGAGCAGUAUACGUCCGGAUCGGAAUCCCGGCCAAGAGUGCGGGUGCGGUGAGGGAGACAGCGGUUGCGCGGAAUGCGGAUGUUGCCGCACAUGUGCUAGAAAGAGCUGCAGCAACGGUAUGUCGGGUUCUAACUUUCGGGAAUAUCUGCAGAGACGAUUGGGCGAGAUAAAGCAACGACAAAGGAGCAAAGCGGGACCAAGUACCGUCAAGUACGGAGUGAAAAUCAAAGGAUCAAACAGUCAACGCGUAGCCGGUCCUGUUAUUGUAACAAAGGGAUUUCCAGAGAAGGUGAUGCUCGGAUUAGGAAGUACCUCUCUCGCGGCCGAAGAAGCGGUCGGUGGUAGCGACGUGGAGAGAGGAGAUGCAGCGAGAAUUGCUAGUAUAUCACCGGCUAGAGUUCCUAUACCUAGCGAAAGUCCUGUGGUUCAAGUGUCUUGCGGUUUACAUCACACGGUAUUACUUUUGCAAAAUGGAGAAGUAUACACAUUCGGCAGUAAUAUUUACGGUCAGUUAGGCGUAGGGGAUUUGGUGGCACACGCCGGACCGGUUCAUGUUAAAUUACCGACUAUUGCCAUUCAAGUGGCCGCUGGUAGUAAUCACACUGUGGUGCUUACAUCAAAAGGCGAAGUUUACACGUUUGGUGCAUACCAGAAAGGACAACUCGGCAUGAAUUGGUGGAACGGUCAAAACGAAUCCGCAAACAGUACCUCUCAGACCAAUCGCCGCACUGAUCGAUCUCAACCGUGGCACAGUUUUCCGAACGUAGUUCCGAAUAUCGGACCUCGAUGGGGCAGACGUGCAACGUGGAUUGGCGCAUCCGGAGAUCAAACUUACGUUAAGAUAGACGAGAUAAAUUCAAUCAGUUUGACGAGAAGCACGGUUAUGGCAAAUAAGAACUGUAUUAUUUUGAUACCUCAUCAGAAUGAGCACGCCAAUUCUUUUAAAAGCUUGGUGAUAAGCAAACGCGACGGAACGUGCAACAGUUACAACGGCGCGGAUCAGGUCGACUUUACCAAUUGCGCCGCGUGUCUAGAUCCUUUGUACAACGUUAUCUGGACGUUUAAUUCGGCGAAUAACGAGAUAAGCUUGUACAACAUAAUAUCGACCGAAGCUAGAACAAUACCCGGAUUGGAAGCUUCUAUCCUCAAUCCCGGUCUUGCGCUCCCGGUUGUUUCAACUUGUUUCGUGACGCGUUCUCAAGCCGCGAUGCAUUUGCUAGCCUGUUUGGACACAUUGACGCAGGCUCAAGACGAAAACUUAUCGAUAGUUGAAGAAAACGAAUCCAAUCAAUCAGUACACGGCAAAGUCUACAGCCGCGAAGACUUUGCCACUGUUAGCCGAUUCGAAAGUCACGGCGGAGGAUGGGGUUAUUCCGCUCAUUCGAUCGAAGCGAUCAGAUUUAUGCCCGACACGGACAUUUUAUUAGGAGGAUAUGGAUUAUUCGGUGGUCGGGGUGAGUACACCGCGAAGAUAAAGCUCUUUGAUAUCGGAAUCGACGGUGGAGAUCAAGAGACCGACGGAGAACUUCUCGCAGAGACAGAAGAAAUACCAUACGAAUGCGGUCCAAGACAGAAAUAUUCUAUCAUGUUUGACGAACCAAUUUCCUUGCAAGCAAAUAGAUGGUACGUGGCGUGGGCUAAAGUCGGCGGACCUUCCAGCGAUUGCGGUUCUGGUGGACAAGGAAUGGUCACGGCCGAAGAUCAAGUUAUGUUUUACUUCAAAACUUCUAAAAGAUCAAACAACGGCACCGAUGUCAAUGCAGGUCAAAUUCCCAUGCUACUAUAUCGCGUAAUCACACCCGAGAAUCAAACAUCAAACAGACAGAGAGAUCAAGUCGAACCAAUUUAUGUUCUGAAGAGGGAAUUCAGUAGGACCGUCACAAGAGAGUGUUUUCAGUCUCUAAUAUCUCUUCUUCAAUGGAGUUGGAACACAUUAAAAGCGGCAUUGGCCGAUACGGCUGUCCAUAUUGCGUCUUCGACUCACGCAAUGCUUGAAAUGGAACGACUGGUGUACAUAAGUAAAGCUAGUUUAAGAUUGCUAAGAACGUACACCAAUGAAAUCUAUCCGAACCACGUCGUCAAGAAGACUCCUCCCGAAUCGGUGCGUCUCGCGGAAUGUAUCGGCGAAGUGCGGGCGUUAUUGCGUCAAAUCUUGUCCGAUUCUCUGCCAAUCAGUUUAAAAAGUAAAGGAAAAACACGGUCUAACAAAAGUUCCGGCACCACUUUGGGGAAUAAAAUGACGAGCAGCAUACUUGACGAAUGUCACAAAACAUUUGUAGCUUGUUAUCAUGCGUUUUAUCCUACUGCGUAUUUGAAAUGGACAUCCUUGUGCGACUUGUUAUCGGAAAUUGACAAAGAUCAGGGAACAACUACAAGAGAUCGUCUUCUUUCUGCUGUGCUGGCUUCUUUGUGCAAUUCCGCGAUACGGCUUAGAUGCACGUUUCCGAUCUUGAGCAAUAUUAUGGACAACAGCGAUAAUGUGAAACGACAACUCAGUCCAUCUGACAACGCCGGUUUACUCAUGAUGAACUCCACGGAAACUCAUCAGUAUCCGAUUUUAGUCGAACAAAUCAGCUACAAAUCUCAAGUGGAGAGCUCUGGCAAAGAAACCUUAAAUUGGUCGUUUCGCGAAGUGCUCGACAGAUUGUUAGACUUAAUACUAAUACCGAUCAAAAGAAGUCUCUGCAGAGAAAAGACUCACUCUCUGCCGGAAUUGGUUCUACAUUGCUGUUAUUUGCUGGCACGAGUUAUCGCCGAAUUGGCCGCUCAAUCGAGCGGAAACGAGGACGACUUGCAAGCGGCUUGCGGUAGACUUAUGUAUACAACGCCCUCGAGGUUUACAAGAACGAAUCAAUCGAGGUCGUGGAAUACAGGCAAUGGCUCUCCAGAUGCUAUUUGCUUUUCCGUCGACAGACCGGGCAUUCUUAUAGCCGGUGUUGGUAUUUACGGAGGCGCAGGGAUAUAUGAGUACGAAUUGGAAUUGUUAGAUGAUCAAAAUAAUACUGGUAACGAUCCGUCUCAUACUCAACGGUGGAGUAGCUUAGACUUUACAAAAGGAUCCUUUGGACCGGAAGACUGUAUUAAUGACAUAGUAGAAUUGAAAUUUGACAAACCAGUACUUAUAAAAGAAAAUGUUAAAUAUGCCAUUAGACUGCGCAACCGUGGAGGACGAACGAGUAACGGUGACGGUGGUUUGAGCGCUGUUAAAGGAGCCGAUGGCACAACGUUUACUUUCACUGCUUGUUCCUUAAGUUUUAACGGUACAACGCAAACUAGAGGUCAAAUACCGCAUAUUUUGUAUUAUUCAAAUCCGCAAGAUUCCGAUGGGCAACAAACGAAUAAUGCUAUGGCGGAGGUGCAAGCAAGAAAAUGUACUCUCGCCAUGACCGCGACGAUUAUUCAACGUUCGAACGAAAUUUUUUCUUUGGCUAGAGAGAGAGCAGAAGAAGUAAUAGCGAAUGAAGUCCUUGGUAACGCGACCUUUGUAACGACUCUCUUGCCCCUUGUAAUGGCACACAUCAGUCCUCUAGCUACGUCAGAUCCGAGAAGCAGCGUGCAAAUUCUUACCUUGAUACAGGAGAUGCUUCCGCACGUUGCAGCUUUGAAUUUAUUGUCCUCGAUGGGGACUUCUCAAAUAUCCCAGGAUAGUGAAACUCAAUCACACUUUGCUCCUCCAAUUACUACUAGUCAUCAUUAUACUUGGCUAGAGAGUGAACAUCCUUACAAACCGGCGACAGUGUCAUAUUAUAAAGUUACUUUUCCAGAAACAGUAAAGUGGCUAACUGUUGAAUUUACUCCGGAUUGCGGAACUUCACAGCCAGAAGAUUAUCUACAACUUUAUAUUCCGAACCUAAUUCCCAACUCUUCCGCUGGGACAAUUUUGAAUAUUACAAAUGAAGAUACUCCUCUAUAUUGGCCAGUAUUGCAUAAGUUGAGCAAUAUACAAAGCCAAUGGCCUCAAAAUGCCGUUGUCUUACCAGGAAACGAAGUAAUAUUUUCUUUGGAGACUGCCUCUGAUUAUAUGAAGAAUGAGAGUUCCAUCACAUAUGGCUUUAAAUGCUUAGUUAUCGGUUAUGAUUGGAUAACAUCCGGCCACGGUUUAAAGAAUCUAGAAAUAGAGUUGUCCUUUCUCGGAGGUGCGUGUGCGGCAAGUCUCAUGAAAAAAAAUUUAUCGUUGCCACCGGUAUCUUCUGAAGAGGUUGAAGAGGAUUUGGAUUCAAUGCAGGAAACGGCAAAAAGAAUUUUCUCCGUACAUUCGACAUUACUUGGACGAGGAUUUGCACUCGCAUCGCCUCCUACAGUCUUGCAGGCUCUCGACGGCGUACUUCCAUACAGUUGUCACUCAAACGAACGUCUAUUCCUGCGCGAUUUUGUCUCUUGCUCUGCUGGCACCAGCGGCGGCAGACUCGCGCGAUGGCUACAACCCGACAGCUUCGUCGAUCCCACUCAAUGCGAGGCGCUUUAUUCCCGAGAAGAAAUGAGAUGCGGAUGGCCAGCCAUCGUCACCGUCCUCACGAGAGAUCAAUACGGCGAAGUCGUACACGUGGCCGGAUUGAAAAUCGAAGUCAAAGCGGUGCCGAUUGACAAAACAGAUAUCACAGAGUCCGAUCAAAGCAGAAAGAUUCGUCGUGUCUCUCAACCGGAUCCAAUGACGUUCGGCGGUCAUCCACAACCGUCCUUGGACGUUCCGUACGAAGUGACCAUCAACAACAAGAUGUGCUUUUACGCCAUCACCAUCAUGAAGGCCUAUCAGAAUUAUUCGUUCGAGGAACUGAGAUUCGUGUCGCCUACAGUAAAGAGAUCGAGCGAGAGUAUGCUGGUCAGACCUAACGGCGAUGGUAGUUACAGCGCUACAUGGACACCAUCUUCGGUUGGCUGGUAUUCACUGAUGAUCACAGUGGACGGCUAUAAUAUGGAGGAUAAUUACAAAGUCGAGGUAAAGGAGGGUAUGCAACCGCCUACUCAAAACAUUGUCAAGAAGCCGCAGCUUCAGCCGAGCAGACUCAGAAAAUUCGUGGCAAAGAAUAGCGCUGGCUUGAGAAUACGCGCUCAUCCGUCGCUGCAAAGCGAACAAAUCGGAUUUGUCUCGGUUAACGGCACUAUAGCUUUCAUUGAUGAGAUUCAUAAUGAUGACGGUGUCUGGCUGCGACUAAAUGCGGAGACAAUCAAGGAAUACUGUAACAGUAGUCAUUUAGAAGCAUGGUGUUUGCAGUACAAUCAACAUCUAGGAAAAACUUUGCUUCUGCCGGUGGAAGAACCAAAAUCGAUUUUAGAUCAAGUUAUCAAGGAGACUAUUCUGCGAAAACGACCCGAUGCUAGCGACGACGCGGUCACUUGCAGCAAGAGAAAGACGGUAACCUUCGACGGCGGAAGAAGCAUGAUAGUCGUGAAAUGCGGCGCUUCCGGACACAAUAUUAGAAGUAAACCGAGCUUGAAAGGCGCGCCAAUUGGAAUGCUAGCACUUGGAAAUAUCGUCACUGUUCAGGAAUAUUGUGUAAAUCAGGAAGGAACUUGGGUGCGCAUCGAUGACGACUCCGUGACGAAAUAUUGCUUCGAUAAGUGUAAAGGAAUAGAAGCAUGGUCGCUCGCGAUCAACAAGCAAACUGGCGUGAUUUACAUGAAACUAGAGCAAGACUUAGAGAACGAUCCGAUCGAGAAAAAGGCAUUGAUUCCAGACCCGAACGUCUCGCCAAGCAAUAAAGGUUUUGACUUUUCUGUUCCUUCCGUAAGCCACGAAGGCUUCAACUUUACCACACAAAACUAUACGCCGGAUACGGCCGAGUCUGUUGAGUGUUGCAACACAAAUCCUUUCAUUUUCGGCUCGUAUAAUCAGCACGACUCGCCAGGAAGCGAACGCUUUACACCAGAAAAGGCCGACGGAACUCCAAAGUUUUCGAAACCCCACUCGAAGGAGAGAGUAGCUAAAGAGCGCGAGAGAGAAGGCGGCGGAGGGAAGUUUAGCGUGCUGCAAAAGUGGCUGAGAGGAGAUGAUAAAUGUCACGGAGAGAAAAAAAGUUCUCCGGGCAGAGACUUCUCUGAAUUUGUGGGCGUAUCGGUAAAAGAAUUGGUAAAAGCAAUGGGGGAAAGUCGCGCAAAUGGCAACGGGGCGACACCGCCGGAAACCCCACGGCGAAUGUCAAGAAGCUCAUCGCCGAAGAAUCCCCAAGGUGGGUCACCAAGAUUUCACAGCCCGUCUUCUAGCCCAGUUCCAAUACCUGCUGGGUCCAGUCGACAGCCAGCCGUUUCUGGCAAUUGUCUCUUCCCUCCUGCUGCUAACGCACCAGGUGGGAGAAGCGCGAUAGGAGGGGGAGAGAGUAUGAGUAGCAGCCCGGUACUCUGCGGCUCCCCCCGAAGUGUCGGCCUCUCCCCUUUAGUGUCAGGAGGAAUGGUUGACAGUAUAACGUCGCAACGUCGCGGCUCGACACAGAGCGACACGAGUGCCUUGGUUAGCAGUUUGACGAGAGAUCCAUCUCAGUCUCCGAGCGGUAUUAGUACUACUGCCAAUACGCGUGAUCUAUCACCAAGUCCAAGUUGUAGUUCUUUGCACAUGAGAUCCGAGGGCAGUAUAGCUAGUCCGCCCGAUACGCCCAAGAAGGAAAGUGCUGAUUCCCAAGAAAGUCCGCGCAAAAUGUCACAAGCGCAAACACAAACGAGUCCCGAAAGCGCCACUACGGCUAUGAAAGGUCACUUCAGCAUUGGCUCAUCUGGAGUGAAAGAUGAGCGAUAUUCACCGAAGAUGAGCAGAAGAGAUCAUAUAAAAGCUGUAAAGACGAGAGCGAAGCGCGCUAUGUCACCUGCCAACGCACAACAGAGUCCUAAUCCUAGUCGUACUCUAAAUUUAAGUAAAGACAAAGUGAAAGAAGCGAUCAGUCCUUCUGUGGCAGAAUGUUUGAGAGCUGUUUUCGCAGCUUUUCUGUGGCAUGAAGGAAUUGUGCACGAUGCCAUGGCUUGCGCGAGUUUUCUCAAGUUUCAUCCGAGUCUACCGAAACAAGGCGCGCUGGUUGUAACUAGACAAACUGUCGUACAAUCCAGCGAUAAACAGCAACAAGAGCAAAAAGCACGACAAAGGCAUUCCGUCGAGGUGACAAACGCUGGUAAUUACUUGCAUAUUCAGCCCAGUACAUUGGAGACUCUCACGCGUUCAGCUGCUAAUGCUAAUGCCAAUAGAAAUAGGAAGAAACAAGAAAAUGUGAUUAAGGAAGAAAUUCAGACAAAUUCGGGUAAGCUCAGUUCUCUACCUGAAUUUCACACGGUUGCGGUGCUACCGCCUGCGUUGAAGAGUCUGGUUUUUUUAUGGGAGGAACUCAGCACUAAUUGUUUGCAAGCCAUUGAGCAACAGUCAAUUUUACCUAGUCCUAUAUCAGAGAUACAAACAAUGAAACUGGCUAAACGACCGAUACCGGAAAAACGUCCCAGAGAGGAUAAGUUGAAAGAACGCGAGAAGAAAGGUAGCCGAAAGAAGAAGGAAUGGAAACCUAUUGGAAGAGCAAAUACGUCUGAAAUUUUAAUUGAACGUGAAACUGUCUGUGAACUUUGCGGUUUGAUGUUUCCGCAUCCGGUCACUUAUCACAUGAAAAUGAUGCAUCCAGGUUGCGGUUGGCACGCUGGUGGAAAAGGAUACAACAGCGGUGGAAACUAUUGUGUGGGAUGGGCAGGCAACUGCGGAGACGGCGGUGUCGGUGGUAGUUCGUGGUACUUAAUUUGUGACACAUGCAGAGAUAAAUAUCUGAAGGCUAGAAAGAACAAAUUUACGAAGAAAUUCGUCACUGGGAUAUCUAAAAGAAAAAACGGCACCGGCAAAAUAUUAUCUCCGAUUAACAGUCCUAGUGGGAACGAAACGCAUAUCAUUAUGAAGAAUAAUGCAAUGUUUCUGCUAGAUCUGGCGAGCGCGUCUGGCUUUAAUAUUCCCAAACAGCAGAGACGACCGUCACAGACUUUGUCGUCUGUAGCUGAAAAUUAUAGUCCCCCAGAGGCCAGCGGACCAUUUCCGCCAACUGGGCCGUUUCAGUGUUUACAAGCUUUAGGUGUUCAUCACUCACAGAGUCACGAUGAAAGAUAUUAUGAAGAAACUCUGAGACGUGAGAAUGGAGAACAAAGUAAUUAUGAAGGAAACAACAGCACAUUUAUCAAUGCAAAUGGCAGACCGUUGUCAGAGUAUCCAAUAAGUGACAGUGAUAACGAAAGUAGCAAGAAUCGUAGUAUGUUUCAUAGAUCAGUGUCUAUGUCUACUGGUGCACCUUGGGCAAGAAACAGUAAUGACGGCAGAGUUGUUAUGAUGAGAAGACGGAAUAAUAGCAGUAGCGAAAUGACUAACGAAGCAGGUUCGUCGCUUUUGUGUUAUCCAUCUGCUGCACUGCAGAAAUUAGUACCAUCAAUGGAUCAAUCCGCGAUAGUAUCUACGAGUCAAGCCGAAGUAACAAAUAACGAUCGAAUCGAGAUACUUAUGAGACCCGUGAUGUUGUUUGUUCUUCAACAACACAACUUGCAACAUCUACAACUCGCGAUGAAACAGGCAUUACGCCGUGCCGCUUGUCGAGUUUAUGCGAUGCAAGCGUUAAAUUGGCUUUUAAGAAGCGUAACUCAGCCAAUUUGUUUGCACGACUUGCUUUGGUGGUUUGUCUCGUCUCUUACACCGGUUACUUCUUCUGAUAGUACGGAAGCAAACGAAGACAAUAGAACAGAAAAGAAAGAAGAUCAUGAUAUGAUUGGUAUCAGCGAACAUCCUUUAAGUGAUUUAGUAAUAGCCGGAGAAUCCGUUAAUCCAUUACCUACUGUAUUUCACACUUUAUUGCAAACAAUUGCUGAUUUGAUGUUAUUGCCGCCACUUGGAUCUCCGUUACAACAAGCUGCGAUUCGAUGCUGGGGUAUUCGAUUUACUCCAGCAGACCAUAUGUUUCUCCAUAGAAGUCAUGUAUUUAGUAAUAUAAGUAAAAUUCUCUCACGAUCCGAAGAGGAAGAAGAUAUAACAAUGAGUAUGCAUGAAAGCCAUCAGUCUACAGUUUCGCAACAAAUAAAUAGCUUGGUGGAAGCUCUGAAAGAUUUAACAUCCAACGUUGAGAUUAAAGCCUCUAGCAGACAAGCUAUGAUUGGUAGUCUAACGGACAAUUCAACAGAAACGUUUUGGGAAUCUGGAGAUGAAGAUCGCAACAAAACUAAAAUGAUUACUAUAGUUUGUGGUGCUCAUUCUUUGCCAAGAAUCGUUUACGUACAUAUCGAUAAUUGUCGCGAUUUAACACACAAAGUAUCCAGUGUGACUUUUCUAUCCGGUAUUAACGCUGACGAAAUGAUAAAACUUAGAUCUGUAGAGAUCGAAAGUAGAUCUGCUGGAUGGAUUAAUUGCCCAAUCACUGAUCAACGUCAUGUAGUUGUGGGCAUGGAAUUAAAAGGUCCGGACAAUUCUUUAAGAGUUCGUCAAAUCAGGAUACUAGGCGAGAUUGAAGGAGAAUCUCUAAAAGUUGGAAAGCAAUUAAGUGCACAGACAAUUCAGCAGAGAAAUUGCGAAGCAGAAACUUUGAAAGUGUUUCGUCUAAUUACAUCUCAGGUAUUUGGAAAACUUAUACAAAGAGAAAAGCAAAUGGAAUUAACGGAAGGUGCUAAUGAGGAAUUAGAAGAUAGCAAUGAUCUCCGAGAACAUAUGGUCGGGAUAUUAUUCAGCAGAAGCAACUUAACACACUUGCAGAAACAAGUUUGCACUCAUAUCGUGCAAGCGAUCAGAAAGGAAACUAUACGUUUGAGGGAAGAAUGGGAACUGCUUUUAUGUUCACCGACACCUGCCAAUAGUGUAUUAAGCGACAACAGCGAUCUCCCAAAAGCAGCCGAUACUUAUUGCUUCGAAAUGCUUUCUAUGGUUCUUGCUCUAAGCGGUAGCUCUGUGGGGCAAUAUUAUUUAUCACAUCAGACUGGAUUGUUAAAAGAUUUGCUAAGUUUGUUGCAUACUGGCUCGGCUAGAGUUCAACGUCAAGUGACAUCUCUUCUAAGACGGAUAUUACCCGAAAUUAAGCCCGAGACAUUAGCAAGCGUUAUAAAUGUCGAACGUUUGCCGCCUACCGAUUUCAGCAUAGUAUCUGUGGCAAAUAGCGCUAUCGCUCACGUUUCGAACUUCAAUGAACAUGCAGCCGGAAUUCUCGAUGUAUUUCUAAGUUGUAUCGCGAAAGCAUUGACGGUGCAAGUUAAAGUGAAAGGAAAAGAAAAUAAUGGCAAAGCGCUUCAGACUGUUUCUUUAGCUACUAGCAUACAUCCAAAAAAUUAUGUUGGCACGAGAUGGUGGUUGAGAGGUUGCAUGACGCGUAAACUAGCAGAGGUGAUCAUUCUUUUGUUAAAGGAUAUGGCAUCGGGCAAAUUAUCGGACGAAUGGGCAUCUGUUACGAAAGCGGCUAUAGCCGAAAAUAUCUUAAAUUUAACUAGGCUGGACGAGAAGAGUCGCGAACCUACGGAAUGUCUUCGAUGUCCGACAUUGUGGUUGGCACUUGCUUCUUUGUGCGUUUUGGAUUCGGAUCAUGUCGAAAGAUUGUCAUCUGGGGAAUGGAGCGGUUCCGAAGGACAACAGCUACCACCGAGACCAACGUGCAGUAAUCACGACGAUGACGAGACUACGGCUAUAAUCCAAUGCAACGUUUGCGGUAAUCUGUGUGCGGAAUGCGAUAGAAUUUUGCAUCUUCAUAGAAGGACUAGAACGCAUCUUAGACAAGUAUGUAAAGAAGAGGAAGAAGCGAUACGAGUGGAUCUUCAUGAAGGUUGCGGGAGAACAAAGCUUUUCUGGGUUUUGGCGCUGGCGGACAGUAGAACAUUGAAAGCGCUAGUAGAAUUUCGCGAUGGGUCGCCUAGAAAACCACUUGGUGUCACUACUGGUAUUUGUCGAUUUUGCGGUACCACCGGAAAUACGGGCUUACUAGCGAUAGGCAACAUUUGUGCCGAUCACGAUUGCCAGGAACAUGCGAAAAAUGCUUGUAAUAAAGUUCACUCUUGCGGCCACAUUUGCGGGGGUGUUAGGAACGAGAGAACUUGCUUGCCUUGUCUUCAUCGUUGUUUACCGGGGACUGAUUUGAAGCAGGAUGCCGAUGAUAUGUGCAUGAUUUGUUUCACCGAGGCUCUGUCUUGCGCACCAGCGAUUCAGUUGCAGUGCGGCCACGUGUUCCACUUGCACUGCUGCCGGCAUGUUCUGAUGAAACGUUGGGUAGGACCACGGAUUACCUUCGGUUUCUCUUUGUGUCCGAUCUGUAAAGUCCCGAUGGAUCAUCCGAUGUUGUCGGAACAAUUGGCGAGCGUGAAGGAACUCUACGAGGACGUGCGAAGAAAAGCUUUAAUGCGCUUGGAAUACGAAGGCUUGCACAAAGCCGAAGGAGCUUUUACAUCCGGUGGCCGUUAUCAAGAUCCCGCCGCCUAUGCAAUGGAACGAUACGCGUACUACGUGUGCUACAAAUGCCAGAAGGCUUACUACGGUGGUGAGGCGCGUUGCGAUGCACAAUUAGGCGGAGAAUCGUUUGAUCCUGCUGAACUGGUGUGCGGUGGCUGUAGCGACGUGGCAAGGGCUCAGAUGUGUCCGAAGCACGGGGCAGACUUUCUCGAGUAUAAAUGCCGAUAUUGCUGUUCGGUGGCGGUCUUCUUCUGCUUCGGAACCACGCACUUCUGCAAACCCUGUCACGACGACUUUCAGCGUGUUACCACCAUUCCAAAGAAUGAGCUGCCUAUGUGUCCGGCUGGUCCAAAGGCCAAGCAAUUAGAAGGAGACGAGUGUCCAUUACACGUGAAACAUCCGCCAACAGGAGAAGAAUUUGCUCUAGGUUGCGGUAUUUGCCGCAACGCGCACACGUUCUAAGCUUCCAGCUGACUUGUGAUUUUUGCGAGAUUGGAAUUGACACAAUUUAUAGGAGAGAAUAAAUGAGCAUAGCUUCAACCUAUGGUGAAGAUAUACUUGUUAAUGGAUAAAAUGUUUUUUAUCGGUAAAUUUAGAAAUUAGAUGCCGACGAUAUAGAAAAAGGAGUGUGCGCACGCUCACGUAUCGAACUUGAAUCACAAGUUUUCAACGCAAGUUUGCGUUGGACAUAUAGUUAACGAUAUUCGUAAUAUAUAAUCGUAAACAUUUUUGACGUCAAAUGACAUAAUUCUCUAUAUUAUUAAAAAAACUUUGACUAUUAAAUAUGUAUGUAUAUCAAUAAGUAAUGCAUACGUUAUUAUGUGCGAAGAUAAUAUUAUCUGAGAAUACACUGAGGAUACUAAAUUAUCUAAGAUAUCACUUAAAAUAAGAGAAAUGCGUGAAGAGAUACUUAUUAGAUUAUAUGCAUCUCUAUGACUUCAGCUGCAUUCAGAAAACAAUUGUUGCACUACAGUUAAGUAAAUUUCGCCAAAUGCAAGUGAUGAAGUGAUAAAUGUUUACUGAACAUGUUCAAUUUGUUUUCUCAUUCAUUUAGUACAAACAACAUUAAUUAAUUUAAUGUCACAUCUAUAUUACUGCCAAAAGACAUGUAUAAUUUAUUGCACAAUUAUAAAUAUAAUUGAAUUAUUCAUAUUAAUAAAAACAUUUUCAAUUUUAUUUUAUUUUACAGAAUUUCUGCACAAUUUCUUUAUAAAGAAUCUCUAAAACUCAAUACAUUUUUAUUUUAAAAUUAAAAGUUUUUAAAUGAAAAACUUUGAAAGAAAAUUAUUAUUUUUAUGUAUAGAUAUUAACAAUUACAUCUAAACAACAUUAAUAAAAUCAUUUAGAAAAUUAAAAGUAAUCAGUGAUUACUGUUUGCUCACUGAACAAGUUGUACAACUUUGUAUUUUCUGGACGCAGCCAUAUCAGUCAUUUAAAGGCUACAUUUUACGUUUCUAUUUGUUUUUGUACUUUUCCAUCUGAUAAAGUGGAUGCUGUAAUAUUAUUCUUUAUACUGUCUAUGUGCGCGUAAUAUCUGCUGCCGCAUAAGUUAUUUGUCUGAACAACAGCUUUGUUGUUUCGUAACACAAUGUUAUAUAAAUUUUGCGCACGAAUGGUAUUGCAUUAUGCUAAUUGUUAUUAUUUAUGUUCUGUAUAAGCUCGUGAGAGUCAAAUGUGACACGUUGCGUAUGGUUUUGCCGAUACGUUCCAAUUUACACUCUAUUUAUUUAUUGUAAUCAACACAACGUAACUCUGAACAAUCUCGCUUUUUGUCUCUUACCAAUGUUGUAUCCAAAAUGUGUUAUAUAUACAUCAGUUGUUAUUAUUUAUAUUCUAAAUAUGUAAGAAUUAAAUAUAGCAAAGAAUCAAAUGUGUUGUUUUAUUUCAUGAAUGAACGUACUAUUUGUUUACUGCUUAAAAUAAAACGAUUAAAAAACCGAAUGCCGAUAUUAUUAUAAAGAUUAAGAGAAGCACAUAGAAAUUCAGUAAGUAUACUUAAUAAAUGAGCACAAUCAAAUAUAAAAAUGACAACGUAUAUCUCACCAUUACAAACAUAUAAAGAUAGAAUAA